AAUCACCUAGUGCGCAAGCUAGCAGAAACCCCCCGAAUUCUCCAGAAAAGGCAGAACCAGAAAAAUAUAAACGUUAAUAACCGUACGCAAGAAAAGGAAAAAAGGCAAAAGGUAGAGGUAGAAGAAAGAGGAAGGAAAGGAAAGGGAAGGAAAUGUUCUUCUUCUUUGCAGGAGGAGUAGAGCAACAGGUCAGGCAGGUGUUGAAAUAUGGUGCGGGCAGGUGCAUAGCGUGCCGGUCGCCAGCCGAUCUGGUUGAGUACGAGAAGGUCCUGAAGAUAUUCUUCGUUCCGGUGUGGCGGUGGCCGGGGAAGGAGCCCGUGAUGUACUGCAACAACUGCAAACUCUUCUUACCUCGGUCCUACUCUCUGCCGCCGCCACAGACAGCCGAGUCGGCCGUCUCGGACGUCUCGCGAUGCCGGUUCUGUGACCGGGCGGUGGAGCCUGAUUUCAGCUUCUGCCCCUUUUGUGGUUCUGCUCUGUGACUCUGAGCAGCCUUUCUUUUUUUUGGUGUGGGAUUUUUGUAAUUUCGUGAAAUGGGGUUGUAAAAAUUAUGAUCUUUUGUUAAUGGUUGUAUUAAUCUCUUUACUGUAGGGUGAUUUCAAAGAGGAAGUAAUUGGUGGCGAACUUUUUUCUGUAAUUUCGUGAGAUGGGUUUGUUUUUCUCUGCUGCAACUAGAAUAAGAGGCAAGUUCAAUACCCAUUUGGAUACCAAA
Messenger RNA from Alnus glutinosa, 712 nucleotides. RefSeq lists its product as uncharacterized. Lineage: Eukaryota; Viridiplantae; Streptophyta; Magnoliopsida; Fagales; Betulaceae. Bases 153 to 482 code for a protein of 109 amino acids. The record is from RefSeq and is a predicted model, not a curated record. The transcript has a single exon.